AUGAAGUUCAGCAUUGAAUCUACUACUUCUUACAACAGUAUACAUCCAGCAUACCAUUAUACGGAGCAAUUUACCAAUACUGCUGAGACAUAUCACGAAGGUACCAAAUGGUAUGGAGUAUUUUUGGCAUUUUUAUCAGGUACAUUUUUUACAAUUAGUUCUGCAUUAGUCAAAGCAGUACAAAAUGUACACCCUAUGGUAUUACUGGCUAUUAGAGCAAUUCUACAAAUGUUAGUUAUGGCUGGUGUAGCAAUUAAAGUUUCCAAAAGUCUUUUUGGACCUAAAGGACAAAGAAUGCUUUUACAUUUGCAGGGAGUAGUAGGUGGUGCAACCCUGUCAUUAUUAUAUUAUAGUUUUCGCAAAUUACCUAUAGGAGAUGCUACAACAAUUAUACUUAGUUCUCCAGUAAUUGUUAUUGCAUUAUCAUUCCUUUUGUUAAAGGAACCUUGUGGAAUAUUACGUGUGAUAGUUAUGUGUACACUUUUUGCAGGUGUUAUUUUUGUAGCUAGACCUCCACUUUUAUUCCAGAUGCAAAGGGUUGAACCAUACAAUAUCAUGGGAUAUGUAUGUGCUAUCUUAGCAACCUUUUUCACAGCUCUUAAUAUAGUUAUUAUGAGAAAGUGUUCAGAAAUACAUUAUUCAGCAAUAAUCUUCAAUUUAUCUUGGUGGUCACUUGUUACAGCAAUAUUUUUCUUUUUUCUUAUAUCAGAUGAUCAUGAACAAAAAUCAAAGUUACCAUUUGACUGGAUCACCUGGAGUAAAAUAUUAUUAGUAGCCCUGACUGGAUUAUCAGGACAAAUUUUAGUGACUAAUGCACUAAAAAUAGAAGGUGCUGGAAAAGUAUCAGUGACUAGAUCUUUGGAUAUUAUUUUGGCUUAUGUUAUACAAAUAUACUUCUUUGGAGAUCAACCUACAUCAACCAGCAUCAUUGGAGCAUUACUAAUUAUAGUCUCUGUUAUAUGUAUGGGAUUUGAGAAAGAAAUUUAUAGUAUUUGUGACUUUAUUCCCUAG
This is a messenger RNA of Habropoda laboriosa, 1011 nucleotides long. RefSeq names its product solute carrier family 35 member G1-like. The transcript has 3 exons. Gene Ontology annotation, cellular component: membrane. The coding region runs from base 1 to 1011 and encodes 336 amino acids. The record is from RefSeq and is a predicted model, not a curated record. Lineage: Eukaryota; Metazoa; Arthropoda; Insecta; Hymenoptera; Apidae.